AAAAUAAUAAUAUCAUUAGAAGCAUAAGCGACAACUUUACCUUGUUUUGGGCUUUGGGUAUGAAGGGGUUGGAAGCUUCAAGCUCCGGCGUCCGGCCGCCGGCGAAAAAGAGAAUCUUGGAAUCUCCGGCGAGUGCAGAAGCCUUAACUCAUGAUAUCCUUUUAAUCAUCUUCUCUUUUCUUGACUUUCUUGAUCUUCUUCACUGCUCUGCUGUCUGCAAAUCUUGGAACUGGGUGAUUAGUACAUCAAAAUUGUAUCAAAGUUUGUACUACAAGAAGAAGUGUCAAUCUAGAGGGGUUUUAGAGGAAUCUGGAAACCUGGAGAAAUUGUCGAAAAUGUUUUUAAAGGAGCUUGCUUUGGAUAGUCACAGAGCAUCUUUGGAGGAAGGGUCUGUUGAUGUAUAUCAGUGGAAAGGUCAUUCGACUAGGGUAAAUCAGUGUCGGAUGAAGAUGGGAUUGGUCCUAACUGGUGGAGAUGAUAAGGUGAUGCGUUUAUGGUCGGUAAAUAGUUACAAAUGUUUGGAGGAAUACUCUGUUCCAGAUAGAGCCCGUGUAAUUGAUUUUGACUUUGAUGAAAGCAAGAUUGUCAGUUUGGUAGGGACUAGUGUGGGCAUAUGGAGGCGGCAUGGGAAAAAAAGUAUAUUCUUAUCUCGUAAAGGAGAGAUUCCUAAAGCUUCUUGUAUGUGUUAUGUUGAUCCGGAGGCUGUGGUAGGAUGUGAAGACGGGAGAGCACGGUUUUUGGAUAUGUACAGUAGAAAAUGGUCUAAAAUUGUCAAGAUACAGGAUGGGCCUGUCACUUGCAUUUCGUUAAGUGAUAGUCAAAUGAUUGUCGGGGGUUCCUCCACCGGAAGUAUCACUGUAUCGGAUCUUUCAUCGGCUCAGCGAGUAGCUACACUGAAGUCAUAUGGUUCUGCAGGUUAUGUACUUGCAUCGGAUCUUUCAUCAGCUCAGCGAGUAGCUACACUGAAGUCAUAUGAUUCUGCAGGCAUUAGCACCUUGUGUGUCAACCCUAGUUCUCCGUUGAUAUUUUCUGGAUCAACAGCAGGCCAAGCAUUUUGUUGGGACCUCAGGACAAUGAGAUGUUUGUGGCGGACAAGGGCGAGUCCGAAUGUAAUAUACUCUAUGCAUCACCUGCGAGAUCACACAUCAACAUUAGUCAUGGGUGGAAUAGAUGGUGUAUUGCGCAUAGUAGAUGAAAUCAGUGGCAAGGUCCUUUCAGGCUGUAUCCUCGAUCAGAAUACUAGUGGAUCGGUAAGUACUGAAGCAUCAAAUAAGCUCUCCAGGAAAAAAGGAAGAAGAAUCGCAGAAGAUACCAAGCUAGAUCUUAUGCCCAAGACUUCAAGACCUUCUAUCAACUGUUUAGCUGUUGGAUUCCAGAAGGUUGUUACUACACAUGAUGACAACUACAUUAGAGUAUGGAAGUUCAAGAUUUAACUAGCUCUGUUCAAGAUUUAACUAGCUCUUUUGUAUAUAGACUUUUAUAUUUAGAAUUCUCUGUUUUCAUUUUUCAAAUAGCAAACUAGUUUUUUUUA
This is a messenger RNA of Daucus carota subsp. sativus, 1531 nucleotides long. RefSeq names its product F-box/WD-40 repeat-containing protein At3g52030. The transcript has 9 exons. Bases 60 to 1433 code for a protein of 457 amino acids. The record is from RefSeq and is a predicted model, not a curated record. NCBI's taxonomy places the organism in Eukaryota, Viridiplantae, Streptophyta, Magnoliopsida, Apiales, Apiaceae. Gene Ontology annotation, molecular function: protein binding.